Molecule: messenger RNA, 1852 nt
Organism: Drosophila busckii
Lineage: Eukaryota; Metazoa; Arthropoda; Insecta; Diptera; Drosophilidae
Exons: 5
Coding region: 13-1554 (513 amino acids)
Cellular component (GO): proton-transporting V-type ATPase complex
Source: RefSeq, a predicted model, not a curated record
GAUUAUAACAAAAUGAAUUUGUUGUGUAUUUUUUUGCUGCUAGUUGGCCAGAGCUUGGCCACAGCUGAGCUGAUUGGCGAACCGCCUGUGCUGCUCUUUGGCGCUAAACUUGUAGCAACAAAGACGAGCAUUUUCAAAAGUUUAAGCAUGGCUGAGUUUGCAGACAUAAUGCUGCCACUGCUAGAGAAGCACAUGAUUGUUGCAUAUAUAGCGCCACAGUUGUCUAUUAAAGACUUAAGCAGCGUGCAGCAGCAACGCUUUAGCUUUAUGAGCGGCUUGCAGCCGCGCACUUUUUUGCCUAGAGUGCAGCAGCCGCUGGAUGCACUGCAGCAGAUUACACUGGAGCAGCCAAAAUACAAGCUGGAAUGGCAUCAGCAAAUGGGCGAUGAGGUGCUGCAGCUGCCAUGUCAAGAGGGACAACUACAUGCAAUCAUCUUAACCAACAACAAUCUGCAAGAACAUGAUCAAUUGAUGGGCACAAUGACGCGCUAUUUGGAGUCCUGUUCAAUACUGCUGCAGCUAUAUACAGCGCAGGAAGAGAAUAUACGCAUGUUGCAAAGACGACUGGAGCGUGUUAAAUUUGAAAUGGGCAAAGAGCUGUACAAGCUAUCCAGGCAGGAGCCUGAAACUAAUGCCACGGGCACAACUAAUACCACGGACAAUGCAGAAAACCCGGAAAAGCCAGCGGUAAAUGAUACAGACACAGCCACAAAUAAUGCCACGGGCACAACUAAUUCCACGGGCACAACUAAUUCUACGGACACAACUAAUUCCACGGGCACAACUAAUUCCACGGGCACAACUAAUUCCACGGACACAACUAAUUCCACGGGCACAACUAAUGCCACGGGCACAACUAAUGCCCCGGACAAUGCAGGAAAACCGCAAAAGCCAGCGGCAAGUGCUCCAGACACAGCCAAAAAACGCACCACAACGCUCAAAGUGCUGCGGCAUAUGAAAGCCAUUCUGGCAGUAUCGAAAAUUGUUUAUGCCAAGGAGAGCAAGACGGGAUCCUCUGUGCACUAUACACGUGAAACAAUUGAACUGGGCAGCGACACGAAAUCACUGACAAUGCAAUUUGCUGAUAAAUCGACUGUGGACAAGGGAUUUGUAAUAACAAUUAAUACCACAUCGGGCCCACUUGCUAUUGAGGUAAUGCCAGUUCUGGACAAUUGGCGCAUCUCACGCAUUGAAUACAAAAAUACGACAAUGACGCCCAGCCAGCAUUUGGAGUUUGGCAAGAUGUUUAGCUUCUGCUGUCAUGCCAUAACCGUUUACUCCGACGAUGGCGCACGUCUCUCGCUCUACAUGUUUCACUUGGAUGUGUUGUCUGAGCCAACAAAGUCUGGUCUUGACACUACUUAUAAAACACAUCCCUGCUGGUUAUGCGAGACAUACAUGACGGGUGCCGCUGUUGAAGCCAUAAUCAUUUGCCUAUUACUCUCAACUAUAUUGAUCACUGGCGUCACCAUGUUAUUCAACAUAGGACGCAAUGAGCGCAUGGAGCGAUCGGAUGCGCCCGAUAUAAAUACAAAAAUCGCUGAGAAGCGCUAAGUCGUCAAUAGUUAAAAGCAGCCCUCGCACUCACACUCACUUGACUGAUGCUUGCCUUAAUUCACUUGUUGCUAAAUCUAAUCGCAGCGAGAGCAUCACUGGCUUAAUGGAACGCUUAAUCUGGAGGCGAGGUGGUGCUGUGUGGCCGGCUGUUCAUUUUGUAUUAAUAGUAAAUAGUGUCAUUGUCGCAUUUGUUAUUACUUUUUAUUGUUGUGGCUGCUGUGUUGCAUUUGUAUUUCACGAGUGGGCCGUAUAAUAAAUGCAGUUUGCUGAAGAAUUGCCCAAAUUCUCACGUGUG